This is a messenger RNA of Poecilia latipinna (sailfin molly), 2707 nucleotides long. It is a transcript of the gene abcg8, whose product is annotated as ATP-binding cassette, sub-family G (WHITE), member 8. Gene Ontology annotation, cellular component: signaling receptor complex; plasma membrane. NCBI's taxonomy places the organism in Eukaryota, Metazoa, Chordata, Actinopteri, Cyprinodontiformes, Poeciliidae. Bases 45 to 2045 code for a protein of 666 amino acids. Gene Ontology annotation, molecular function: ATP binding; cholesterol transfer activity; ATP hydrolysis activity. Gene Ontology annotation, biological process: cholesterol homeostasis; transmembrane transport; cholesterol efflux. The transcript has 13 exons. The record is from RefSeq and is a predicted model, not a curated record.
GGAGUUUAACAGGAAAAAAAAAGAAAAGCUAAGCUUGCUUCAUCAUGGACACAGAAAUCGGCCUGAGACACAUAAACAGCUUUUCACAGCACACGGACACAGAGUUGUUCUCGUCUGAAGAGGACAGCAGUCUCUACUUCACCUACAGCGGAGAGUGCAAUGAGCUGGAAGUCACCAACUUGCACUACGAGGUGGACACAUCGGCUCAGAUUCCCUGGUAUGAGAAAUUGUCCGAGUUCAAGUUGCCGUGGGAGGUGAAAGGGAACAAGCAGACGGCCAUCAACAACCUGAGCCUGCGAGUCCGCAGCGGUCAGAUGCUGGCGGUCAUCGGCAGCUCAGGCUGUGGGAAGACCUCCCUGCUGGACAUCAUAACUUGCCGGGACGAGGGCGGCAGAAUGACCUCCGGUCACGUCCUGAUUAACGGGAAGCCCAACACGCCGCAGCUGGUGAAGAAGAGCAUCGCUCACGUUCGCCAGGACGACCGGCUCCUCCCUCACCUCACCGUGCGGGAGACCCUCUGCUUCGUGGCCAAGCUGAGACUCCCCUCCCACUUCUCUCAGGCCCAGAGGGACCAGAGGGUGGAUGAUGUCAUUGCAGAGCUGCGGCUGCGGCAGUGUGCGCACACCAGGGUGGGGAACGACUACGUGAGGGGGGUUUCUGGAGGAGAGAGGAGGAGAGUCAGUAUCGCUGUUCAGCUUCUCUGGAACCCUGGUAUUUUAAUCCUGGAUGAGCCCACCUCGGGUCUGGACAGUUUCACGGCCCACAACCUGGUCAUAACCCUGUCCCGCCUCGCCAAGGGGAACCGCCUGAUCCUGCUGUCGGUCCACCAGCCUCGGUCAGACAUCUUCCAGCUCUUUGACCUCGUCGUCCUGCUUUCUUCUGGCUCGGCCGUCUACUUCGGUGCAGCGCGCGACAUGGUUCCUUACUUCACCGCUCUUGGGCACCCCUGCCCACGGUACUGCAACCCCUCCGACUUCUAUGUUGAUCUGAUCAGUAUCGACCGGCGCAGUCCUGAGCGUGAGGCCGAGUGUUUGGAGCGGUCCAGACUUUUGUCCGAGCAGUUCAAGGAAAAGGUUCAAGACAUCGACGACCACAUGUGGAAACCAGCUGAAACCAGCGCUGCGUACAUAGAGAGCGCUCAGCAGCCGAGCAGACACAGAGAAGAAGUGGUUAAUAUUUCCAGAGAUCGUAACGAGCUGCCCGGUGAGCUGCAGCAGUUUACCACCCUCAUCAGGCGCCACAUGUACAACGACUUCAGAGACCUGGUGUCCCUGUUGGUCCGAGGCUUCGAGUCCCUGCUCAUGUCCCUGCUGGUCGGAUGUUUGUACUACGGGGCCGGAGAGGAGCGGCUGAACAUUCAGGACACGGUGGCCCUCCUCUACAUGAUCGGGGCCCUCACGCCGUUCGCUGUGGUGCUGGACGUCAUAGCUAAAUGUCACACAGAGCGGGCCAUGCUGUACCACGAGCUGGAGGACGGCAUGUACUCCGUUACCUCGUACUUCUUUGCCAAGGUGCUGGGGGAGCUGCCAGAGCACUGUGUGUUUACCCUGGUCUACGGUUUGCCCAUCUACUGGUUAGCGGGUCUUAACCAGGCUCCGGACCGCUUCCUGCUCUUCUUUCUGCUGGUGUGGCUGAUGGUCUACGGCAGCCGAGCCAUGGCUCUGUUUGUGGCCGCCGCGUUGCCCACCCUGCAGACGUCCGCCUUCAUGGGCAACGCCUUGUUCACCGUCUUCUACCUGACCGGAGGCUUCGUCAUCAGCCUGGAGAACAUGUGGCUGGUGGCCUCGUGGCUCUCGUACGCCUCGUUCAUGCGUUGGGGCUUCGAUGGGAUGCUGCAGGUGCAGUUCAGGGGCAAUAAGUACCCGGUCACCAUAGGAAACUUCACCUUCAACAUUGAUGGGAUACAUGUGGUGGAGGCCAUGAAACUGAACCAGUACCCCCUGUUCUCCUGCUACCUGGUGCUGGUGGCCGUGUGCUUCGGCUUCAUGGUGCUCUAUUACGUCUGCCUGAAAUUCAUCAAGCAGAAGUCCAGCCAGGACUGGUGAAAACAGAGACGUCACACUUUUUUUUCCCCCACUUACUCCACAUAGGAUUUUUUUUUUUGUGAAAGUAGACAGAUGUUCGACUGGUUCGACACAGAACAUUCAGGGUUAUGCUGUUAUUGUUUCAUGUCUGGGUGCUAACGUUGAGAGGAAAAAGUUUUGCUUUGAAAUUUUCAGAACAGUGUUUGAAAUCUUGGAUUUGGAUAAUCCUGUAUGGUUAUUCGAGCAGCUUCUGUUUCUGCUUCCUGCUGUGAGAUAAACGAGUUGUUUCUGUACCACUGUGUGCUGCUGGAUGGCAGCAGAGUACCGCAACGACAUCCAGAUUUACUUUUGCUUUUCCUCCCCUUCUGGAGCGCUACCUUGGCAGAUAUCCCAUCUGCAGCUUUUGCUUGUUUCAUUUUCUAAAACAGCUUUGUUUGUUUUGGUUUUGUUUUUUUUGUUUAUGGGAGCUUUUUAAGCUUACUGUAACAAUGCGUGUCGAUAUGUAGGGCAAUAAAAGCUUGUCUAGCGUAGAUUUCCUCAAGUCACCCUAAAAACUUGUAAGUUUUGUGUAGUUAUGUAAUAUGUACGCUUUUGCACUGGUGCAAAGGCUAAAAAGUUGAAUGUUAAGCCAACAACUGCAGUUUGAGUCCAAAUUAAGAAUUAAAUCAAAUUGCUCAACUGAA